UUGGCUUAUAUAUGCAGUAGCUUUAACCUAAAAAGCCCUCCACAGCUCAGCUUCCAAAUGCCUUGGAGUGUGUCUGCUUCAGAUGGAUUCUGCCCAUCCUGUACAGUCAUCUACAGAAGGGAUGGGUCCCCCUCAAGAGGUGAGGGGGGCAUGGACUGAAAGGCAGGCUUUUCUUAUGGUGGACCUACCACUCUGGAACAUUUUGCCCCCCCAGGAGUGCAUCUGGCUCUUUGCUUUUUGUUUUCUGCAAGGCAGUAAAAAUCAUUUUGUUUUGAGACUUAGUGGUGAUGGUGGGCUGACUUUUUAGUUGGGAUUUUAUUUUAUGGGCUGGAGACAGUGGGUGGUUUUAGGUAUGUUAUUUUACUGGACUUCUUAGUAGUUUGUUCAGUUUUUAUGCUUACAAGCAGACCAGAAUCUUGGGAUACAGGGGCGUAAUAUUAAAUAAAUAAUAAACAUGCUACUCUUGCACCCCUAUGGCCCUCGGGAUAUUGGUGAAUUAGUUUCUGUUAGUAGCCUUUAUCGCUGGAGAGCUGAAGAAGGGCUACCAGUUCCUCAUUGUUCAAAGAAAUUUUCAUUCUUUUUGCCAAAACACACUAUGACACUGGAAUUCUAACAGCUGUAUUUUACAACCGCAGAGAGCUCCCCAUUAAAGGAAAUAAAAUAAAAGGGUUGCGGGGGUUGGGGGGAGCCACGGCUACGACCUGAGACAUCUGGCCGCCGCUAAAGAUGCCAGAGCUCGACUGGGAACUGAUCCUCUUGCACGUUUUCCAGCUGCACGAGACUCUGCGGGUGGUUUCGGACCCCCGUUGCAAAUCCAGCCUCCCUCCCGGGACACUUCCCGCGGUGUAUAGCGAGGCAGCGACCUGUAGGAGGAGACUGCGCGGCCUUUUCUCUCCCCACCUCCGGCUCUCGCCAUUGUUCCCGCCCCCUCGCCGACUGUUUCGGGCCUCUGCUCGCUGUGGCCGCCGCGGCGCCGCUCGCCGUCUCCUUCUCGGCCCCUUCUCCUUCCGCCGCCGCCGCCUCCAGCUCGAGCUCGCCUUGUUGGUCUGUUCCCGAGGGGAGAUCCCAGGCCCCGACUGCCAUGUCCCGCUAUACGCGGCCUCCCAACACCUCACUCUUCGUCAGGAACGUGGCGGGCGCCAGUAGGCCUGAGGAUUUGCGCCGUGAAUUUGGUCGAUAUGGCCCUGUAGUAGACGUAUACAUUCCGCUUGACUUCUACACAAGACGCCCACGAGGAUUUGCUUAUAUACAGUUUGAAGAUGUUCGUGAUGCAGAAGAUGCUCUUUAUAACCUCAAUAGAAAGUGGGUAUGUGGCCGGCAAAUUGAAAUACAGUUUGCACAAGGGGAUCGCAAAACCCCAGGUCAGAUGAAGUCAAAAGAACGUCGCCAGUGUUCUCCAAUGGAUUAUAGAAGAUCAAGAAGCCGCAGCCGAAGGAGGACACGUAGCCGAAGUUCAUCAUGGGGCUGGAAUAGAAGACACUCUGACAGCUUUAAAGAGUCAAGACGUAGACGACAUUCUUAUAGUCAAUCUAAGUCUCGCUCAAAAUCUCUUCCAAGGCAUUCCAGCUCACCAAGACGAUCAGUCACACCUCAAAGAAAUUCUACCUCUAGGGGAAGGUCACGGUCAAAGUCAACACAGAGGAGUUCAAAGUACGCAGAGAAGUCACCAUCCAGUUCCCACCGAAGACGUUCUACUUCAAGGACAAAGUCACGCUCACAUCCAAAGCGCUCAGGCUCAGUUACCAGAUCCCUGUCUAAAUCUCCACGGAAACAUGCCAACUCCAGUUCUCGCUCUAGAAGUUUCUAUCAGAGAAAUAGUAACCAGAACCACAUCAACACAGUUCUUAUGGUCUCAGGUUGCUUGAGAAGGCCAGUGCCAUAUAGGGGAAAUUCUGCAGUGCUCUUCUUGGAGUGUUAGGUUUUGAAGAUUAAUGCUGUCAUGGAGAGCAAUUACACUAUAGCCAUUCCUUCAAGCUUCUUGCAUUGUCAGGAAUGUUACAACCAUUUCCUCUCUGCUUUUCUCCAAGGUGAUGGAUGGAUGAAAUGGAAUGGAAUGGAAUGGAAUGGAAAGAAAUAACAUUUCUUUCUGAGUACCAGAACUCAGCAGUCUGGUACAGCAGACAUGCACUUAGAAUUAAUGGAGUUCACAAUCCUUACACAUGAACAUUAACUUCUGAUUAUCCCAGAGUUUGGUUAUGUCAGCAGCAUAACUUGGAUUGAGAGUUAUUUUGUUGCUGCUUGUUGUUAAAACAGGUAUAAAAGUAUGACCUACUAAUCUGCUGCAAAACAGAAGUCUGAUAGUUAAUUUCAUUUAUCAUUGGUCAGCUUUGGUCACUGAGAUAGCACAAACCUGUACAUACCUAUUCUGAAAUAAUCUCCAGUAAUAUCAAUGAGGGUUAGGAUCAUUUAUCACUAAACCAUAAUGACAUUGCUGCUAAAUCCAAUUAAACCACAUUAUGGCUUAGUGUAAGAGUUUUCACACUGUUGGUAAUAAUGGACAAAUCUGACCAUUAUAAAGACAUGGAAACAACUCAACCCAUUCAAAAGAGGUGGCCAAGUGGCCUGCUAGCUGAGUCAGAAUAAAAAACUACAUGCAAUAAAGUUUGAAUGAUAUAUCUAUUAAUUGAGUUAUUUCUUGAGUAAUUGCACUUGCUGAAAUUAUUUUAGUUGUGACUUCCUACUACAAUAAAGAUUACUAAUUCUUGGUCCUUAGAUUUUCUUGUGAAGUCUGACAGCACAAUGUUUGAAUCCUAUUACCAAGAUUGUGUGACCAUCUCAAGCCAUUCUCUAUCAAAGACUUGACCGGUUAUCUUUUUCUAGAUCUUCCUGAGAUUCUUAAAUGAGAAAAGUCAGGGGCUGAACUUCAGAUCUUCUAUUUGCAAAGUGUUUUGCUAUAUAAUUUUGCUAUGUAUGUACAUACCACACUGUCAGCUUUGUGAGAUAGCCCAGACAGGAAGCUUGCCCAGAUGAACUAAUUCUUUAUUGUAAGGUUACAUUAAUAGAACCUUGCAAGUCAGAAAGUACAUUUCUCCCCCAUUGCCUUUACAGCCCCAGAAACUAGGGAGGGUCCCUUCUGAGAUGUUCGCAAUGCCCACAUUCAGGCUAAGCUGUCCUGUCUCCCAAGGUCAUUCCCAUGUACCAUUACACACACUGACCAGACAUUUAGAAAACUUUAAGAAAUGUUUAUAUCAUUUAAAAGUAAAUAGUAUUAUCAGCAAGAGAUAUGUCAGUUGAGCAAAAUCUCUCAGGUUCGUAGGCAGAUGCGCCUCUUGAGUAAAAACAGAUACUUCUCGCCCUCUGGGCCAGUUUGUAGUUGUGUGCUUUUUUAUAGGAAAGGACAAAUCUUUGCAGAAGCCUCAGACUUCCUUAAUCCCUCUAAAAAGAAGAAACAAAAAGGAGCCGUCCCAUGUUUGUCUCUGCCCACUGUUCUGGGACUGCAAAUAGGGUGCCGGGGAUGAGGUGACACCUGUGGAUUGCUCAGUCAACCAGUUACAGUAUGGUGUAUUUGUUAAUUAUAGAUAUGCAAACAUUGUGUUAGUGUGUUAAGUAAACAGCCUGUAUGUGUAUGAAAUAUGAGCCAGCCAAUGCAUUCAUCUGUAUUUACUCUUAACCAUGGCAGUGCUUCUUUCCUCAUCUUUGAAGCAAAUUGCAAGGUGGGAUUGCCAGGUACGAAAUGGCAUUUUGCAUCCCUUGGUGCAGAGGAGAUAUAAAGGGUUAAUUAAUAGAGGGCUAAUUACUAGGUUAAAUCUAGAAAUAUGCUGAUAAAGGAAUGGGGAAAUGCUGACCAUUGACCAAAUACAGCUGUGGCAUUUUCCCAUUUGGCCUGCAAGCUUCCUGUUAAAGCUGUUCCCCUCUCCCUUCAGUAAACAGAUUGGAGAGAGGGUUCAACAUCUGUUCUGUUUUUUUUUUUGCUCAAACAUGGAGAAUAAUUUGUAGAAGUACUAACAUCACCUAUGCAAUAUGGAUUAAACUGGAUUUAGUGCAGCUAUGCUGUUUGAAGGAAAAGCUGUUACUUGUAUCAGAACUUUUAAUUUAAAGAUCAUUCUAAGAAGUAGCUUAGAAGCAUGCCCAUUGAUAUAUUCAACAUUUACUGAUUAUGUGCCAUCAAGUUGGUAUCAACUCUUAAUGACUGCAUAGAUGAUCUGUCCCUAAUGUGCUCUUUCAGAUCUUCUGAUGAUGCACCCAUUGCAACUGUAAUUUAGUCCAGCCACCUUUCUGCUGGUUGUCCUCUUCUCUUUCCUUCCAACUUCCCCAGCAUUACAGACAUCUCAGAUAAAUCUUUGCAUAAUGUGUCCAAAGUAUACUGUGAGCCUAGUCAUUUGUGCAUCAAAUGAGAACUCUGGUUUGAU
Messenger RNA from Python bivittatus (Burmese python), 4349 nucleotides. It is a transcript of the gene SRSF12, whose product is annotated as serine and arginine rich splicing factor 12. Gene Ontology annotation, molecular function: RNA binding. The record is from RefSeq and is a predicted model, not a curated record. NCBI's taxonomy places the organism in Eukaryota, Metazoa, Chordata, Lepidosauria, Squamata, Pythonidae.